Gymnodraco acuticeps is the source of this 2176-nucleotide messenger RNA. Its product is annotated as GRB2-related adapter protein-like. The transcript has 5 exons. Gene Ontology annotation, molecular function: protein binding. NCBI's taxonomy places the organism in Eukaryota, Metazoa, Chordata, Actinopteri, Perciformes, Bathydraconidae. The record is from RefSeq and is a predicted model, not a curated record. The coding region runs from base 38 to 823 and encodes 261 amino acids.
AGUGAAACUAUUUUCGUUGCCGACUCCUCUCUUCAGGAUGGAGGCGGUGGCUCUUUUCUCUUUCGAAGCUUCGGAAGCAGACGAGAUCAGUUUCCAGAAAGGGGACAUUAUCAAGGUGACAGAAAUGGAGGAUGAUUCUAGCUGGGUCACAGCAGAGAUCAAGGGGAAGCGUGGCUACGUGCCAGAGAACUACAUUUCCCUUCUUCCUUAUCCGUGGUUUGUAGGACGGGUGUCAAGACUGGAGGCCGAAAAGCGUCUCCGCUGGCAGGACACCGGAGUGUUCCUGGUGAGGGAGAGUGAAUCAGCUCCUGGAGAGUUUUCUGUUUCUGUUAGCUAUGGUGAGAGGGUGGAGCAUUUCCGGGUGCUGGAGGGGGGCGGUCAGUACUGUAUCUGGGACGAGACGUUCUGCUCCCUGAACCGCCUGGUGGACUACUACAGAACUCACAGCAUCGCGGCGGAGAAACUGGUCUUUCUGAGAGACGCUGCUGCAUCCCCUCACCUGCUGCCCCAUCCUGGACGUAACCCCUACCCCAACCCUUAUAAAACCACCUCUCAGGAGUCCCUCCUCUCAGCUAACCUCUACUCUCACCCCCCUCACCAUGAAAGAGAGCCCUCCCAGCGUCUGCACGAACCAGUUGUGGGGAAACCCCGUCUGGCUCAUGCCCUCUGUGACUACACCCCCCCUCACACCGCCCAUCUCCACUUCCUGCGUGGUGACGUCAUCGACCUGCUAGACUGCUCGAGCUCUCUGGCCUGGAGGGGGCGCUGUCGAGGCCGAGUAGGAAUCUUCCCGCCAGAAUACGUUCGGCCGCUGUACCACUGACACCAUAUCAAACUGUCGCUGAGACUCCUCUGUCAGGCUGUAGUGACUUACCUUUCUUAUGCAACUAGUGAUUAAACAAUUAGUCCAAUAUGUAAUUAGUCCCAUAGCCACGGAAUGAAUUCACGCAAAUGUUCAGUAUUGAUUGACAGCCUUUUCUCAUUAGCAAGUUGUCAAAUACACCAGCUUGAUUAGUGGGCCUACACAGGGCCGUCCCUUCCUACAGGCCGAUCACGCAGACUGCGUGGGGCCUCACCUUGCGGAGGGAGCCUCAACUGAGCCGAAAAUGCGGCGCACCUAUACUGUAUGCGCUUAUGCGGCGCAAUUAGUGUGGCACGGCACGGUUUUCGAGGCUCCACUAGCCCACCGACGCUCGCGAAACAGAGGGCCUCAUCAUAUAUCUUUGCGUGGGGCCUCAUGUUGGCCAGGGACGACCUUGGGCCUACACUUCAAACUACAACUCUCUACAUGGCUGUAAUUAUGGUGGGAGAAAAGAAGGGAGUUAGAGAGGGGUCUGGGUGAAUGGAUAAGUCAUAAGAUUAGUGUGAUAAGUCAUAAGAUUGGUGUUCGUGUCCCAUAUGAAACCAGGAGUCUAUGUUGACUUGUUUGAGUUACAUUGCACAUGUUAAAUAGACACUGUAUGCGUAACAAGCUGAAACUGACACUUGCUAAACUGAUGCUAAGGGGGUAAGUUGACAGCUUUAGUUUGAAGUUUAGGACCACUGACCAAGCUGCAGUAUUUGGCAAGUUGGGAGUAAAAAUAUGUGGUGAUUGAAUAGUCUGAAAGUGUUUUUUCUCAGUCAGCUCUGGGGAAAGCAGUGUUUUCUCCAAGGUUGGUGAAGUUUUUCCAACUGCAAGCAUUUUACACCAAAGUCUGUUCAGAGGUCUUGGGAGACUCUGCUGCAUAAACCGUUUUCUAAAGCCUUUUGAAGCUCCACAGAGCUCUGCAAAAUCUUGUAAAAUUGCCUCAAGUGAGUUCACUGGAGUUUACUGCAUUAACUGGGGCUGACUUUUUUAUACUAUUGAUUGAAUACCUUUGGAUUUGGACAGUAUUUCUUACACAAAAGGCAAUUUACAGAUGUUACUUCAGUGGGUUUCAUAUUUUACUAAUAUCUGGCUAAUCAGUAAAUAAAAAAAACUAUUCAUAUUCAUAGAUAGGAAAUAUCAUUUUUGCGGCUCUAGAGUGAAACUUUACAACUCGUCCUCUGAGCCCCGAUCUCCUCCUUUCACCAAUAGCUUGUAUUAAAAUGAUUAUUUAAAAGUGAAAUGUAACUCUAUGUUUGCUUUGUUUACCGUCAUGUCUUUCCCUCUAACCUCCUUCAUAGUGAAUGUAAGUCAACUGUACAGUAGCCAAAU